GUCUAGAGAGAUCCCGAAAGUUGACCCAGACGUCAUUGCAUGUUUACAUCAACAACGACUAGACGUGGAAAAAUACCUUUUAGAGGUUAAGGAACUGAUUUUCAGCAAGAGACGUGAAACCGGGCCACAAAGACAACGUACCUGGUACUUACUAGACAUACACCAUGGAAGUGGAUACGAAUGAGCAGAAACAACAGUUGCGGUACUGUGACACAACGAAGAUUGACGCCCCCCGUACGCUGGAGGACCUGAUAAACAAACUACACAAGGUGUUCGAGGAUGACGAGGUCAACGUGGAAUACGUACAAAAACUGAUGACGUCAUAUGAGAGCAACCGCACUGACUGGAAAAAGUUCGCCAAAUUUGACCGUCACAGAUACACACGGAACCUCGUGGACGAAGGCAACGGAAAGUUUAACCUGAUGUUGUUAUGCUGGAACGAGUCCCAGGGAAGCAGUAUACACUCUCACGCAAACUCCCAUUGUUUUAUGAAGGUCCUGGAUGGUAGUGUCCAGGAGCAACGCUUCGAGUGGCCAAAUCAGUCCUCUGAUGAGCAGACGCAGAUGAAAUACAUUGAGACACAAAAGUUCAAGAAAAAUGAGACAGCCUACAUCUGUGACGAGCUUGGACUACACCGAGUAGAGAACCCGAGUCACUCGGACAAAGCUGUGACCCUCCACCUCUACAGUCCAGCGUUUGAUGAGUGUCAGUGUUUUGAUGAGAAGACUGGACAUAGUACCUCUUCCACGGUCACCUUCUGGAGCAAGUUUGGGGAACGCACCCCCUACGGCAAAUGUUGUGCACCAGUUGAUAUGAAAUGUGCUGAAAACAAUUAAAGAUAACACCUGGCUGACAAAUGUCCUACUGAAGAAUCAAGAACAUCCCUUGGGUGUGCAGAACCCUGGGGAAUGGGGCAGUCUGAGAGAAUAAUGGGUGAUAGAUGGACUAUGAAACUCCAAACGGCGAGACUUAAAGUUAUACUGGCCAAUACGCAUACUGCACAACAUGCUGGAUUUCCAUAUCACUUGCAUGUUUUCCCAUUUUGGGUUUUCAUCUUGCCUGCAUGUUUUCCCAUUUUGGGUUUUCAUCUUGCCUGCAUGUUUUCACAUGUUGGAUUCUCAUCUUGCCUGCAUGUUUUCACAUGUUGGAUUCUCAUCUUGUCGGUAUUGUUUCCCAUGUUGGAUACUCAUCUUGUCGGUAUUGUUUCACAUGUUGGAUUCCCAUCUCACAUGUUUUCAUUUGUUGUAUUCCAUUAGGUAUGAUUAUCAUUUCACCCUCAAAAUACCGAAAAUAUCUUAAAAUUUAAAGGAAGUUUGAUACUCAAUAUGUUAAAAAAGUGGGCAUUUAUUAAAUGAGGAGGAUUUGUAAUUGUUUGAAUGACCUCAAAUAUACAUAUCAUAGUGUAUGUCUAGUAACUACCUAGUACAUGUACACGCUAUGCUAUCACUGAUGGCUUGACAUGUUUU
This is a messenger RNA of Mizuhopecten yessoensis (Yesso scallop), 1466 nucleotides long. RefSeq names its product cysteine dioxygenase type 1-like. Bases 165 to 836 code for a protein of 223 amino acids. Gene Ontology annotation, biological process: L-cysteine catabolic process. The record is from RefSeq and is a predicted model, not a curated record. Gene Ontology annotation, molecular function: ferrous iron binding; cysteine dioxygenase activity. Lineage: Eukaryota; Metazoa; Mollusca; Bivalvia; Pectinida; Pectinidae. The transcript is spliced from 5 exons.